GCUGUAAUCGACACGGCCUUUCGCAUUAAUUUCUGAGGCGCACACGUAGGCGAGCCGAAGAUUUUAAUAAAUUUUCAGCUACAGCAAGCUUCAAAGCUGCACAAGCAAAGUGAAAAACAUAAGUUAAGUGGCCCGUGCAUAAAAUUGUUAUCAAGUGAAUAUGGCGCGUUACACGCAACGUCCGGAAAAUGCUCUUAAACGAGCUAAUGAAUUCAUUGAGGUGGGAAAACCACUGCGUGCCUUGGACACGUUGCAAGAGGUGUUCAGGAACAAGCGUUGGAACUAUGCCUACUCCGAGACGGUCAUUGAGCCCCUCAUGUUCAAGUACUUGUACUUGUGCGUGGAGCUCAAGAAGUCCCACAUUGCCAAGGAGGGUCUCUUCCAGUACCGCAACAUGUUCCAGCUGGUGAAUGUGAACUCCCUGGAGAAUGUAAUUCGCGGCUACCUGAAGAUGGCCGAGGAGCACACCGAAGCAGCUCAAGCGCAAUCUUCGGCGGCCGUUGCAGUGCUCGAGUUGGACGAUCUGGACAACAUUGCCACCCCUGAGAGCAUUUUGAUGAGCGCUGUAUGCGGUGAGGAUGCACAGGAUCGUUCGGAUCGUACUAUUUUGUUGCCCUGGGUGAAGUUCCUCUGGGAAUCUUAUUGCCAGUGCUUGGAGCUGCUGCGUGUUAACACGCACUGUGAGGCCCUGUAUCAUGAUAUUGCUCGCAUGGCCUUCCAAUUCUGCUUGAAGUACAAUCGCAAGAGCGAGUUCCGUCGUCUGUGCGACAAGCUGCGCAAGCAUCUCGAGGAUAUCUGCAAGAGCAGCAACCAAACCACUGGCGUGUCCAUCAACAAAGUGGAGACUCAGCAGAUGUGCCUGGAUACUAGGCUAUACCUGCUUGACUCGGCCAUACAGAUGGAGUUGUGGCAGGAGGCCUACAAAGCCAUUGAGGACAUACAUGGUCUGAUGGCCAUGUCCAAGAAGACACCGGUGCCCAAAACUAUGGCCAACUACUACCAGAAGCUGGCUAUGGUCUUUAGCAAGGCUGGCAAUCAGCUCUUCCAUGCUGCGGCCUUAUUGAAGCUGUUCCAACUGACGCGCGAGCUCAAGAAGAACUUGACCAAGGAUGAUUUGCAGCGCAUGGCAGCUCACGUGCUGCUCGCUACUCUCUCGAUUCCGCUGCCAUCGGCUCAUCCGGAAUUCGAUCGCUUCAUUGAGGCGGACAAGAGUCCGCUGGAGAAGGCACAAAAGCUGGCCGUCUUGCUGGGUCUGCCCCAGCCACCAACCCGUGUCUCGCUCAUACGCGAAGUUGUGCGCUUGAAUGUGCCCAAUCUGGUGUCGGACGAGUUCCGCAACUUGUACAACUGGUUGGAGGUUGACUUCAACCCGUUAAACCUCUGCAAGCGCAUUCAGUCUAUUGUGGACACCAUUGAGAGCGGUGAGACCGAGAACACCCUGCUCGCUCCCUACAUCCAGCCUCUGAAGGAUGUGACCAUCAUGCGCUUGAUUCGCCAAAUCUCGCAGGUGUACGAGAGCAUCGAGUUCAAGCGUUUGCUUGAGCUGGCACCUUUCUGCAAACUCUUCGAAUUGGAGAAGUUGCUGGUGGAGUCGGUGCGUCACAAUGACAUGCAGAUUCGCAUCGAUCAUCAGCGCAACAGCAUCUUCUUUGGCACCGAUCUGACCGAGAGUCAACGCGAGUAUCGUCCCGAUGGACCCGCUCUGCAAUCUAUGCCCUCGGAGCAGAUUCGCUCGCAGCUCGUCAACAUGUCGACAGUGCUGACCCGUGCCGUGUCCAUUGUCUAUCCGAAUCGUGAGCGUGAUCAGCGCGCCAAGCUGCGUACUCAGAUGGUGCAUCAUUAUCAUGAGAUCAAGGAUCGCGAGCAUCAACGCAUUCUGCAGCGCCAGAAAAUCAUCGAGGAUCGCAAGGAGUUCAUUGAGAAGCAGAACAACGCCCGCGAAGAGGAGGAGGCACGUCGCCACGAGGAGGAAUCUCGCAAGGCAAAGCUGGCCGAGCAGAAGCGCCUCGAGCAGGAGCAGGAGGAGCGCGAACGCAAGCGCCACGAGAACGAGAUUCAGGCUAUCAAGGAGAAGAGUCUCAAGGAGAAGGUGCAGCAAAUCUCGCAGACGGCGCACGGCAAGAAGAUGCUGUCGAAGCUCGACGAAGAGGGCAUCAAGAAGCUCGAUGCCGAGCAAAUCGCAAUGCGCGAGAGCGAAGAGUUGCAGCGUGAGCGCAAGGAGCUGCAGUCGAAGCUCAAGUCGCAGGAGAAGAAGAUCGAUUACUUCGAGCGUGCCAAGCGUCAAGAAGAGAUUCCGCUCUUUGAGAAGUAUCUGGCUGAGAAACAUGCCAAGGACAAGGAGUUCUGGGAGGCCACCGAACAAACUCGUAUCGAGACGGCUAUUUCCGAUCGCAAGGAUGCUGUGCUGCAGCAAGAUCGUCUGAAGCGCAUGUAUCCCGAUCGCGAUGAGUUCCUCGAAGCUCUCAAGAAGGAGCGCGCUUCGCUCUAUGUCGAGAAGUUGAAGAAGUUUGACAUUGCGCUUGCCGAGGAGCGCAAGAAGCGUUUGGCCGAUCGCGUUGUUCGUCGUCGCGAGGAACGCCGCUUGGCCUUUUUGCGUGCCAAGGAGGAGGAGCGUUUCCGCAAGGAGGAGGAGAUUCGUCACGCUCGCGAGGCCGAAGAGCGUGCAGCCGCCGAGGCUCGUCGCCUGGAACGCGAAGCCGAGGAUGAGAAACGUCGUCAGCAGUACGAGAAACAACGUGCCAAGGAGGAGGAAGCCGAACGCAAGAUUCAAGAGGAUCGCGAGCGUCUGGCUCGUGAGGUGGCUGUCGAGCGUGAGCGCAGCGAAAAGGAACGCGAUACUUGGCGUCCACGUGGCGAUCGUGGUGAGCGUCCAGCAGCUGCCACCGGUGGUGCCGGUGAAUGGCGUCGCAAUGCUCCACCAAGCGACCGCAACGAGCGUAAUGACCGUAACGAUCGUGAUCGCGGAGAGCGCAAUGAUCGCAACGAUCGUAACGACCGCAAUGAUCGUGAUCGCGGAGAGCGCAAUGAUCGCAUUGACCGCAACGAUCGCGACCGUAAUGAUCGUGACCGUGGUGAGCGUAAGGAUAACGAAGGUGGCGCCGAUUCCUCAUGGCGUGUGCGUCGCGAGCCCGACUCUCAACGCGGAGGCGGCCCUGAUCGUGGCGAGCGCGGUGGUGCUCCAGCUGGUGGACGCGAUGACAAGUGGCGUCGCGGUGGUGACCGUGAUCGUGGUGGUGACCGCGACCGUGAGCGUGGUGAUCGUGACCGCGAGCGUGGUGAUCGCCUCGGUGGUGAUCGUGACCGCGAUCGUGAUUCGUUCCGCCGUAACGAUGGACCACGCCGUGACGACCGCGAUGAUCGCGGUGGAUUCCGUCGUAAUGAUGAUCAAGCUCGUGACACAGGCAGCAACUGGCGCGAUGCUCCCCGCCAAAGCGAUCGUGACAACCGUGACAAUCGUCGCCCAGCUGGAGGCGAGCGUCGUGAUGGACGCGACAAUCGCGGUGCUGGCGCUGGACCCAAGGAAGGAGGCGGUGGUGGCGGCAACUGGCGCACUGCUCCCUCGCCACGUGACGAGAAACCUGCUCCCAAGCGCGAACAGCCCCAGGACAAGGUGCACAAACUAAUUGUAAUGGAUUCACGCAUGCUGAAUGUGUUUCACGAGGAUCCCUUCGAGGGUAACUUUGUCAAGUAUGAUCCAGAACCGAAUUUCUGGUCCGCCAAUGAUGAUUUGCAGCUCACGGAUACGCUGAAUGGUAUUUUGCCCAUUGCGCCCACAGAUGAAUCGCUGCUUGGCCAAAAGGAGUCCGAUGAGCAGCUGCAAAACAACAAGAACUUGCUCAUCUACAGCGACUUUGUCGAUCAGCAUCUGAGCGACGAUGCAAAUGUGCUCAAUGGUCAGGUUUAUAGGCACAUCUCAGGGAGCGAGGUCGAGGCUGCCUACGAGCAACAGCGUCAGCUGAGCGCAUUGAUUACCUCCGAUGAUGAUGAGGAUGACGAAGAAGAUGUGGCUGGCGAUGAAGUGCAGAGCCAGUGCAGCAAUUCAACAUUUCGCACACGCACUGACAGCUCCUCGAUUGGCGAUUACGAAUCGCAUUCGAGUGAUUACGAUGAUGAUGUGCCCGAUGAACCAAUGGCUUCCUUAGGUGAUGCUGGCCAUCUGCUGACGGCAGAUAUGUUUGCCUUGCAGGAUGAGCGCAAGAAUCGCACGUUGAGCACGAAUACAAUUGGCUCCGAUGCCGAUGCCCUGGGACUGAACAUCGAUGUGAACAACUUCGAUUUGGCUGACUUUAUCACAAAGGAUGAUUUCGCCGACAAUCUCAGCUCACUGCGCGCGAAGCAGGCGGUGAAAACGAUGGAGCAAAGCCCAGCACCCAUCGCAGCAGUGGCUCCAGUUGCUGCUGUCCCAUUACCAAUUGCAGCGCCAGUCAAAGCAAAGGCGGCAACAACACCAGCUGUGAAACCGGUCACAGCGCUGCCAAAGCCUGUGAUUAUCUCGUCAAAGAGUCGUGACUCUGAUUACGACUCGGAUUCCAUCAUUGAUGUGGAGACUGUCGAUGUCAUCGAUGUGGAUGAAUCGUUGUGGGUGGCCAAACAACAAACGGCUCCCGCUGACGAUUUGUGCUAUGUGGACAAUGUGAAGGCCGAUCCAUCGUGGAGUCCCAAGCAGCCGAAACAGCGGAUUGUCUCUGCCGAGCACAAGGCGGCGUCAAGUCAAACGGCAGCCAAGACAGCUCCAGUGGCAGCAGAAGUAACACCAACAGCAGCAGCAACAACAGCAGCCAGUGCAGCGAAGCCAAAGACCAGCAACAACAUUUGCCUGGUGCCCAACAAGAAGCAGUGCGAGUUUCUCAAACGCAAGGUGGGCGGCAAGGCAGCAGUCAGCACAGCGACGAGCGGCAAGUCGAAGGCAGCGGCCAAGAAGGCGCAAGAGGCUAACCACAAGAGCGCAGCUGCUUGUAAGCAGCUCAUCAGCACUGGACUCGGUCUGGGCGGCAAGAAUCUUGCGCUGCUGAAGCAUGAACGUGAUGCGGCUGUUGCGUUGUUGCCCACAGCGACAGUUGCAGCGUCUCCAACGCCCGUGUCGGUGCCUGCGCCUAAGCGUAAGCUGAAUCUGGAAGAGUACAAGCAGCGCAAGAGUGGCGGCGGAGUUGCAGCCACAUCCACAAGACAGCAGACACCCGUGCCUGCCAAGCAGCCCAAGCUGGAGGCUAGCAAGGUGCCGGUGGUGGCGCCACCAAUGCCGGUGCAGAAGACGCAACCAUCGCCGCAAAAGGCAGCCAUCUGCAGCAUUGUGAACAGUCUGAAGAGCCCGACGAGUCAGGCAGCAGCUCCGCCCACAGAUCCCAUAACGGUGGCCAAAAACAAAGUGCUACGCAUGCUGGAGUUGAAGCGUGCGCAGCAGCUGAAGAUUAUCGAUUCGCGGGUGUCGGCGAAGGUGCCGCGCGUGACAAAGUUGCCGCCACUUAAGGAUAUUGUUAGGGACACGUACUGCAUGGAGACUGAGCCAGAGCCGGAGACGCAGGCAGCAGCUGCUGCGAAUAGCAAACUGCACGCUGACUACGAGGAGAUCAUCAUUGUGUCGGCCAGCUGCAACACAGACAUUACGAUACCGCCGCAUCAGGCGAGCGUGGCGCUCAGGGACAACAAGACAACGACGCCCUCGUCACGCUCACUGCUCAAGUCUUCGGUGUUGCUGUACAACAUGUCGCACAGCAGCGAGGCGGGCAAGGAUAUGACAAACUCCUUGAUUGCCAGCAUACAGAGCGAGGUUGUGAGACAAACGAAUUGCGUGGCACUUGCCGCAACAUCAGCUGCAGGAGCAGAGGCAACAACGGGAGCAGCGACAGCGACGCUGGCGGAUAAGAAUGCACAUCAUGGCGAGGAUAAGGUCAUCAUGCAUCUGGCCAAGAAUCGUGUGCGGAAGCGAAUGGUUUCCAUGGGCACUCAGACAGAUCUGCAACCCGAAUUUCCGCUCCUCACGUUGCCCACAGCGCGUCAGUCGCGUGAACGCACGCGUCGCAGUUAUCGCAAGCGUCGCGUUGAUGGCUCGAAUGGCAGCUCGAGUGGCUCCUCAACCUCGUCCUCGAGCAGCAGCAUGGCCUCGUAUCGCUCUCGCUCCAAUUCCAACUCAACAGAGCGACUUCGCCACUCGGAUGCGACUGCCGCAUGCAGCGUAGGCGGAAGCAUCAAUGGCGGUGGUUAUUCAUCGCGCAGCACACGGCGUCAUCGCAGCUCGGUGAGUUCCUCAUCCUACUCGGAGUCGGGCAAGUACGAACGGCAGCAGCGACAACGUCGCACCAGCUACAACAAACGCCGCUCGAAAAAUCUAACGCGCGACAAUUGUUCCACCUCGGGAUCAGAGUUUAGCGAUCGCGAGCGCAGUCGCAGUCCGUUGCGACGCUCGCGUUCGCCAACUGUCAACAGCAGCAACAAUAGCAACAACAAUCGACGUGGUUACGUGGACCGCAAUGUGUCGCAGCCAGCGGUGGAGGAGCGUCGCAUUGUCUACGUGGGACGCAUUGAGCAGGAGACCACAAAGGAGAUGCUGCGUCGCAAAUUUCUGCCCUACGGCAGCAUCAAACAGAUAACGAUACACUACAAGGAGAAUGGCAUGAAGUAUGGCUUUGUGACCUUUGAACGUGCGCAGGACGCAUUCACAGCCAUCGACACAAGCCCUCGGGAUGCGCAAAUCAACAUGUAUGACAUUAGUUUCGGGGGCAGACGCGCCUUCUGUCGCGCAUCGUACGCCGACUUGGACAAUGCCGGCAUUAACAAUUACCAUUCGUACGUGUUUCCCAAGGCAGCGCCGGCUGCUGCUCCGCAGGAGGAUUCAUUUGAGGCGCUGUUGCUGAAAGUUAAAGCGAAACUGAAUGCAGGCAAGCCUGGAGCAGGAGAAGAAGCAGCACCAUCAACAACAACAGUUGCUGGAGACAACAGCAACAUAAACAACGGUCAAAUUUGACAUCUUUACUGCAGCCAGCUAAUCGCUGUAUUUCAAUAUUUAUGAUUUGCCAACUGAAUUUUGAGUUUAUACCAAGAAUCGCAACACUUUUUUUAUACGUAGCACAUAAAUAGACAUUUAGACCAUGAAGUUUCUACCCGUACAACCGAAAGCCUGAUUAUCUUUUUAUAUAACGUUUUUCAUAAUUUAUUACCUAUUAACUAUACAAAAUAGUUGACAAUAGAAUCGCAUCCAACAAAAAUCCCAAAAAUCAUCGACAAGCAGCGAAUUGAAUUAACAAAACCCAAACAAACACAUAGAGA
Molecule: messenger RNA, 7263 nt
Organism: Drosophila nasuta
Lineage: Eukaryota; Metazoa; Arthropoda; Insecta; Diptera; Drosophilidae
Gene: eIF3a
Product: eukaryotic translation initiation factor 3 subunit a
Exons: 9
Coding region: 161-6961 (2266 amino acids)
Biological process (GO): translation reinitiation; formation of cytoplasmic translation initiation complex
Cellular component (GO): eukaryotic translation initiation factor 3 complex, eIF3m; multi-eIF complex; eukaryotic translation initiation factor 3 complex, eIF3e
Molecular function (GO): mRNA binding; translation initiation factor activity
Source: RefSeq, a predicted model, not a curated record